Messenger RNA from Babesia bigemina, 1557 nucleotides. RefSeq lists its product as hypothetical. The record is from RefSeq and is a predicted model, not a curated record. The transcript has 7 exons. The coding region runs from base 1 to 1557 and encodes 518 amino acids. NCBI's taxonomy places the organism in Eukaryota, Apicomplexa, Aconoidasida, Piroplasmida, Babesiidae.
AUGACUGCUGAAUCUGAACCGCCAAGCGCCGGAUUCCCCGAGGAAUCUGCGCUGUUGCGCGUGUUCGGCGACUUCGUGGACCCCGUCCCUAUGGUCCAAUUCGUCGGACCCGCAGCCUAUGAACGCCACAAAUAUGUCGAGUCGUUGUUAUCGCGAAACAAGGUGCCGUUUGGCGUGGUGGAAUCCGCGGUGUAUGCAGAAUGCCAGAACGGGACCCCUUCCGCGCUGAUGCACUGGAUGUGGACGCGUUUCGUGCGUCGUCUGGUGGUUGGAUUCUGCGCUCUGUACCCCAAAGAGGCGCCGCGCUACGGCAAGCUGCGCCAAACCGAGGUGCGCACAUGCGCUGACUUCGUGCGCAUAAUCAACACGUUCACGUUGUGCCCCGGUGAGCCCGUGCCCGACAAGGAUGAGCUGUGCAUGGCCGUGGUGGUGCAGGACUACCACGAGCUGCUGGCCCACGAGCCUACCCUGCUGAAUACGCUGAUGCGUCUCCAUGAGAAGCUACACCGUGUGCCCAUCGAGAAGGGCUAUCGCCGCAACAAGGUAACGGUGAUCAUGAUGGGUCCUUACCCCCUUCCCCCCGAGGUGACGAGGGGCGACUUCUGCAUCCCCCUGGUGCCGGUGGAGUUGAUAACCCCUGAGGGUGCUGAGGACCUGAUUCGGUCCUCCAGCCACAAUUUCGCGCUUGAGAAGGCGCGUACUAUGUUGCCGGAUUAUAGUGAGGCUACGAUUUCGUUCCUGUGGUCCGGGUUCGUGCACUACUUUGUGGACGUGGUCUACGCGUGGUACAAGUUCGACACGUCGUCGAUGGAGUUCUACAGCAGGCUGCUGUGGUCCAAUUUCCUGGAGCCCCUGUGCGGCGCCACGGAGCCCACUGGUGACGAGCUGCCGGAGCGGCUGCAGUUUCUGUGCAAGAGCGUCGACGAGCACCUGCGCAGUUCGACGGUGUACACAAGAAGCAGGUUCAUCACGGAGUUGCACGACCUCAGGGUGAGCAACAUGAGGCUGCUGCGUAAGCAGCUGUACAAGUUCCACGGGAGCCGUUUGACGAAGUACCUGCUCCUCGGCGCGGUGAUUUCCGCGUUUAACACGCCUGAAACGAUGCGCCGUCGCUUGCGCAAUAAGAACGUGCGUACCAACCUGCACGACGUCGCACUGUGGCGCCGUCAGCGUAAAUUCGACCUGUGGUCGUGGAUCGCGAACACGGAGUGGGCGCUGGCGUCUAACGAGUCCGAGUCCAUUAACAUGGACCCCGGGUUCUUCACUGAGCUGAUGUGGCUCAUCACCGAGGGCUACGUGAAGCCGCAGUGCACCCCCGAGACGUGGUGUCGCCUGCCGCAGUCGCAUAGCGUCCCGCUGUGGCGCGUGUCUGACAUGAUGCCGUCGGCAGACCUGCAGUGGCUCCACACCAUCUGCUACAACGAGGACACUGAGAUCGACCAGUGUCUGGGGCAGAUGGUGAACACGACUGCCCGUUUCUCCCUUAGCGUUACCAAGGGGCUUGUAAUCUCCAUCAUCAACGACCUGAAUGUCGACAUAGACGAGUUCCUCAUCUGA